Molecule: messenger RNA, 1062 nt
Organism: Lactuca virosa
Lineage: Eukaryota; Viridiplantae; Streptophyta; Magnoliopsida; Asterales; Asteraceae
Source: the annotation of a GenBank genome assembly
AUGUCCCCUUCGAUGCAAGCCGCUUUGGAGUCAACGGUUACUCCGAAACGUAUUGGUGGAAAAUGCGAAGAGAAAUUUGUUGAGGAAAGUGUUUCCAAUAAACCUUCUAAGAGACAGACAAAGAGAAAGAAGAAGCAAGUCAAGUCAUUGGAUGUCAAUAUUCAAGUAAAUAAUUAUGUUCCCACUACGACUCUGAUUCCUGUUCAAACUGAGGAUUCAAUUCCUGUUCAAACUGAUAAGGAGGUUUAUCACAAUAUUUUGCAAGAACCUAUUAUCAAUCUUUCCCAAUCGCAGUCACAAUCACCAACGGUUCCACCUUUCAGUCAACCAAGUACUACAACACCAGUUCCAUCCACAACCAUACCAAUUCCAACUACUACUAUUCUGAUUCAAACAGUUGUUCAAACUCCACCAGCCUCUUCCAUUAGAAUUAUAAAUCCUUUACCUCCACCAAUAUUUACUCAAUCAACCACAACUACCACCGCUUUUAUUACUGCUACACCACCAGUGAUUCAGAAUGAAGAGCGUGUUUCUAAUGAUAAUGAUGAUUUCCAUGUUACAAAGUUAUUUCAAACUUUUUUUGAACCAUUUCUAGAUGCUUCUUUGCUAGAUGAUGAAAGUGAUCUCAAUGAUGAAACUGCUCCUGCUCCUACUACAAGAAAAGACUACCAAAUUUUGAAUCGUAAGCUCAAUGCUUUGGUUCGUAGGGAUAACUCUUUCUCUCUAUCCAAUUUUCAAAAUCUUAUGAUCACUCAUGAGAAUACCUUAAAGAUGAUUCUUGGUGAAAGCAGAAGGUUAUUUGCCGAUCAAGCAAAAUUAAUUGAUGAAGUUACUUAUAAAGUUCAAACUGCUCUCAACACAUCGAACAAUGUUUUAUCCAAAGUUGAUUCCAUUGCCAGUGAAGUAAAGGAAUAUAAUACUUCUAUUCUCUCAGCUAAUACUAAGCAUAAUCAAGGUGUUAUCAACUCUAUUAACACUCUUGUUUCACAUUAUGAUAAUGAAACCGAUUUGGUUGAUAAGUUAACUGUGAAGGAAUUAAAUCUUCGCUCUUUGAAUUUGUAA